Messenger RNA from Clonostachys rhizophaga, 687 nucleotides. NCBI's taxonomy places the organism in Eukaryota, Fungi, Ascomycota, Sordariomycetes, Hypocreales, Bionectriaceae. The record is from the annotation of a GenBank genome assembly.
AUGGCACCCCCCAAGCAACAGUCCAAGCCCGAGACCGCCAAGGUCAACGAGUCUCCGAUCAAGAAUGCCUACCUCCUCUUCUACAACGCCAUAUCCGCCGUGGCAUGGGGCAUCGUCCUCGCCCGCACCGUCUCCCUCGCCGGCCUCGAGGGCCCCGAGGCCGUCUUCCCCGCCAUCGGCAACCGCACGAAAUGGACCCAGACCGCCGCGGGCCUCGAGAUCCUCCACUCGCUGCUGGGAGUCGUCCGCGCCCCCGUCUUCACCACCGUCAUGCAGGUCGCCUCGCGCUUCCUCCUCGUCUGGGGCGUCGUCCACCCGUUCCCCGAGCUCGCCGUCCAGUCGCCCUUCUACGUCUCCAUGCUCCUCGCCUGGUCCCUCACCGAGGUCAUCCGGUACAGCUUCUUCGCCGUGGGGCUGCGCUUCGGCGGGCAGCCCGCCUUCCUCACCUGGCUGCGGUACAACACCUUCUUCGUGCUCUACCCCGUCGGGAUCACUAGCGAGUGCGUGCUCAUCUACCUGGCCACCGGCCCCGCGGCUGAGCAGUACGGCGAUGUCUUCAAGUACGGCUUGUACGCCAUCUUGGCUACCUAUGUCCCUGGCGCCUACAUUCUGUACACCUACAUGAUGAAGCAGCGCAAGAGGGUCAUGCGUAACCUCAAGGCCAAAAACGAAAAGGCUUCCCAGUAA